Scylla paramamosain (green mud crab) is the source of this 1380-nucleotide messenger RNA. RefSeq names its product gem-associated protein 2-like (gene Gem2). The record is from RefSeq and is a predicted model, not a curated record. The transcript is spliced from 6 exons. Bases 182 to 961 code for a protein of 259 amino acids. Gene Ontology annotation, biological process: spliceosomal snRNP assembly; spliceosomal complex assembly. Lineage: Eukaryota; Metazoa; Arthropoda; Malacostraca; Decapoda; Portunidae. Gene Ontology annotation, cellular component: nucleus; spliceosomal complex; SMN complex.
AUGUGACGACAGUCACUCAAGGAGCAAUGUGGCUUAGAACUUAACCGCUAUCCAGUACUGAUGGAGAAUGUAAUACUUCUAAAGCCAUUACUGUAACAACCACUAACUUGUGACGCAGGCGUUGUUAUUACGGUUCCCUCCUGUCUCGUGGCUGUUUUACGUAUAAUUUGAAAAGUGUAUUAUGGCCAGUGACAGUGAUAGCUCCGAUUGUGGGCUUCUCAACCAGGCCUUGCCCACUCCAACCUUACCAAGUAACUUCAAACCCGUCGUUGCCCCAACAUCAGCAGAGGAGUAUAUUCAGCAUGUUGUGUGGGAGGCACGGCAGUGUAAGGCGGUAAUGACAGUGGACUUGGAGGAGCACAAACUCAAUAAACCAAUUGCUGUUGUGCAGAAGCAAGUCAAGGCUACGGCACCCAAGGGCUUCACUCCUUCUCUUGAGAGUCAGCAAAACCUCAUGGCAUCAUUUUCCAAGUUGCGAGCACACAUUGCAACUCUCCGAGCCUCUGGAAAAAUACCUAGACCUCCCAUUGUUUUGCCAGGCAUCAAGAAGCGAGAGGAGUGGUGCAAAUUGUGCUUUGGCAAUAGUUUUCAGUUGGCCCUACUGAAGCAGUCCAGCCAAGACUCCAUGCAGCCACAGCUAAUUGAGGGCCAACAGCCCUUGCUUAGCAUACUUCUUAACAUCAAGCAGAAAGGGAUUGAGAACCUUCUUGAGUGGCAUGCCCAGUGGCUAGAGGUACUUGGGUUCUCAGAAGCUCAGGGACGUUGGUUCUAUGCGCUGCUGGCUUGUCUGGAGAAGCCUCUCACACCAGAGAGUUGCUCACAAAUCAGGCACAUAGCUAUGAUGUGUGCCAAGAUCAGAGCUUCCUUAGAAACAGCAGACCACCCUCACCUAUCCCAGCUUAAUGUGAUCAUUUGCAUAGUGGCUCGUUACUUCUGUCAAGAGGACCUGGUCGACCACUAGUUGAUGCCUCACUGUCAUCUUUCAGACACCAGUGUUUUAUUGGCAGAAGCAAUCAAUACAGUGUUGUGGUAAAAAGGACAUUAAUCUCUGGUAAGCCUCUCUUGCAGCUAUGAUUUGUUUAGUGAAUCAAAUAUGAUGGUAAACAAUGUUCUAAAUUCUUCACAGGAAACUAGCAUAUUCACUGUGGUCUUUGCUGAUGACUUCUUUGUAGUCAGACAAGCUAGGAGAGUACUACAUGUGGUGUUUCCAAGAAAGAACCACUUCAUAUGCAAAAGGUUCCUCAGACUGAAUCAAUUCAAAUAAUUACAAAGCUUUGAAUGACCAUUUGUAUGACCACUUCAAGAUCUACAGAGACUGCAGGAGAUGCAUAAGACUUUAUAUUGUAUUAAAAUAUAUACAUCAAUAAAAGUAUGUUUAAU